Molecule: messenger RNA, 816 nt
Organism: Colletotrichum abscissum
Lineage: Eukaryota; Fungi; Ascomycota; Sordariomycetes; Glomerellales; Glomerellaceae
Exons: 3
Coding region: 1-816 (271 amino acids)
Source: RefSeq, a predicted model, not a curated record
AUGGCUGCUGCACGUCCCACUGGUCUCAUCGCCAAGAAGGGCAUCGAGCUCUUAACAUUCGGCACUCCGAAUGGCUAUAAGGCUAGCAUCAUCUUGGAGGAACUGAAAGAGGCUUACGGGCUCCCUUUCGUAGUCCAAAGCAUCAACAUCAUGCAAAACAUCCAGAAGGAGCCAUGGUUCACAUCACUCAACCCCAACGGCCGCAUCCCUGUCAUCGUAGACCAUGACAACGAGCAGCUUGCUGUCUUUGAGGGCAGCGCCAUUCUCAGCUAUCUUACGCGCAAGUACGACACUGAGCACAAGUUCUCAUUCGCCCUCUCGGACAAUGACUACACCCGGGCCGAGUCUUGGAUUGGCUGGCAACACGGUGGACUGGGGCCCAUGCAAGGUCAAGCGAACCACUUUGUCAGGUUUUCCAAGGAGAGAAUCCCCUACCCCACCCAGCGCUACGUCGGUGAGACGGAGAGACUGUUUGGCGUUCUGAACACCCAUCUCGAUAAGCGGGACUUUGCUGUCGGUCCGGAUCGCGGGCGCUACAGCAUCGCUGAUAUCUCAAUGAUUGGGUGGGUGCAAGGCGCUCCCAUGGCAGGCGUGGAUAUCUACCAGUUCCCGAACGUCAAGGCAUGGUUGGACAGAUGCUAUGAGAGACCUGCUGUUCAGCGAGGCAUCCAAAUUCCCAGCUCUCCGUACAUGUCGGUUGCCAGCAUGGAGCAGAGACUGAAGGAGGAAAAGGACCUUGUCGAGAGUGAAGCCGAGGUCAAGAAGCAAGUUGAUGAGGCGAAGAAGGCUUACGGUUACGUCUACUCAUCACCGUAG